Molecule: messenger RNA, 1475 nt
Organism: Andrographis paniculata
Lineage: Eukaryota; Viridiplantae; Streptophyta; Magnoliopsida; Lamiales; Acanthaceae
Product: transcription factor MYB1R1-like
Exons: 3
Coding region: 142-1071 (309 amino acids)
Biological process (GO): response to auxin; response to ethylene; response to gibberellin
Molecular function (GO): DNA binding
Source: RefSeq, a predicted model, not a curated record
AACCCUCAUUUCUACGGAAACUGAAACACUGCGCAAAUUUACAGCUCAGAAGUCACGGCUGUCCAUAGAAAGUCCGGUGGCGAAGACUAGCUGAGCAUCCAAUCGUACGGAGGCUCCGGCGGAGUUGCGUCCUUCACCGCCAUGUCGGCAGCGCACAGCAACUGUUCGGAGAAUUCCGAUGGACGGAGCGCCGGCGGCGGGAAAGGAUUCAUGCUGUUCGGGGUGAGAGUGAUGAUGGAGGAAGGAUCGUUCAGGAAGAGUGCUAGUAUGAAUAACCUGGCUCAGUACGAUCAACAGCCUCAGGACUCCGGCAAUGAUGUCGCCGCUGGAUAUGCUUCGGACGACGUCGUUCAUCCGUCCGGCAGGAACCGCGAGCGGAAAAGAGGCGUUCCGUGGAGUGAGGAGGAGCACAGACUGUUCCUGUUGGGGCUGCACAGAGUCGGUAAGGGAGAUUGGCGAGGAAUUUCGAGGAACUAUGUGAAAACAAGAACACCUACUCAAGUUGCGAGCCAUGCUCAGAAGUACUUCCUCCGCCGGAACAACCACAGCAGGCGGCGCCGGAGAUCCAGUCUUUUCGACAUUACAACUGAUACGGUGACAUCCGCAAGUGAAGAUCAGAUGCAUCAAGAAAACGCACCUCAGCCACCAAUAAUCCCCCGACAAAACCUUAGUAAGAAUCCCGAGAAGUUUCCUGUGUCAAACUUCCCUGCAGCCGUGACACCUCUUUCUAUACCUAUCCCAAUCCCAAGUGAAAGUCCCAUGGAAGAUCUCACACUCGGACAAGUCAAUCAGCUGAACAAUUCUCCCCGGCCCAUAAGGCCAAUCCCCAUUUUACCCAUCCCUCCAUCUUCCAAAAUGGCCAAUCUCAACCUAAGCAAGACUACAAACCUCGAACCACCAUCUCUGUCCCUUAACCUGUCUGUAUCGUCACAAACCCCUCCGCCCCCAUCUGAGGAACAGCCAUCGUCCAAUGAGCAGUCGCCGCGUGCACAACAUCCACCGCCUUUCAAAGCAAUGCCUGCCAGCUUUAAUGGAAGUGGUGGGGAUAGCAGCAUCAUUAGUGUUGCUUGAUGGUUGGUUGAUGAUAAAUAUUGAUAGUGAUUUAUGUGCUGUAAAGGUCGCCGAAUCUGCUGUGCUCCUUUUCAAGUAGUAAUGCUAUAUCUUAUUUCCACUGUCGAAAAGAAAAAGAAGGAGAAAAAGCUAGAAGAUUGGAUAAAAAUAAAAAGGGGACUCAGGUUUGAUUCGCAUACCUCUGAAAUAGAAUAUUUCUGGAGAUUUAGAUUAUUAUUUGUUUGGAUGGAUUUAUGGAUAGAUAAAUUAAAUGUAAUAAUAUAUAUAUCUCUUAUUGUACAGUGUAGAUUUGGGAGAAAUGGUGACACUAUGUUUUAGUAGCUUGGAAAAUUCCUGUCCUGUUCUAGUCUAUUGUAAAAUUCUCACUUGUGGAGAUAAUUUAUGAUGUUUAGUCUUUUUUAGUA